AUGGAGAGCUUUGGUGUACGACGAUCGCGAUUGAUUCCAGAGGCGGGUGCGGGACUGCCAUGCAACAAAGAGGGCGAGUGCGCGGACCAUGCCGAGUGCAACGAAGAAGGAACAUGCGCCUGCAUCAACGGAUACAACCCUGUCCAAUUCGAUUGCAAGGCGGGAUCGGGAUUGCCAUGCAAGGAGGAUGGAGAAUGCGUGGAGCACGCCGCUUGCCGGGAAGGAGGCAUCUGCGCCUGCAUCGACGGAUACCAUCCUGACCGAUUCGAAUGCAGUAAUGUCAUCCAAUCCUCAUUUUCUUGCUGGUUCUUUUCCUUCGGCGGUUCGCAUAUUGUUGUGAUGAGACGGGAGUGGGGUUGCCGUGCAACAAAGAAGGAGAAUGCGUGGAACAUGCCGUGUGCAACGAAGAGGGAGGAGGGAUCUGCACUUGCACCGAUGGAUACCUCCCCGCUCAAUUCCAAUGCCGUAAUGCCAUCCAAGUUUUCCCCCUCGUUUUUUGCUUCUCUCUCCCUCGCGGCUCAGGAAGAGAAUGUCAUCCAACUGGAAGGAGAAAUAGCGGAGCGGGAUUGCCAUGCCAGGAGGAUGGAGAAUGCGCUGGGAACGCCGAGUGUGAUCGAGAAGGAGGCAGCUGCACUUGCAGGAACGGGUACCAUGCAGACGGAUUCGAAUGCAAGACGGGAGUGGGGUUGCCGUGCAACAAAGAAGGAGAAUGCGUGGAACAUGCGGAGUGCAACAAAGAGGGAGGAGGGAUCUGCACUUGCAACGAUGGAUACCUCCCCGCUCAAUUCCAAUGCCGUAAUGCCAUCCAAUUUUUCCCCCUCGCUUUUUGCUUCUCUCUCUCUCGCGGCUCAGGAGGAGAAUGUCAUCCAACUGGAAGAAGAAAUAGCGGAGCGGGAUUGCCAUGCCAGGAGGAUGGAGAAUGCGCCGGGAACGCCGAGUGUGAUCGAGAAGGAGGCAGCUGCACUUGCAGGAGCGGGUACCAUGCAGACGGAUUCGAAUGCAAGACCGGAGCGGGAUUGCCAUGCAAGGAGGAUGGAGAGUGCGUGGAGCAUGCCGAGUGUCCUGAAGGCGGAAGGAUCUGCACCUGUAUUGACGGAUACCACCUUGAUCUUCUUCAAGUGUGGCUAUCAGCAGGUCAUCAUCGAACUCAACAGACGUCUCUGCCCUCGCCCUAACGGCACGUCGCUCCUCCCUCUGACGUAUCUCGUGCGGCUCACGUCGCUCCUCCCUCCUCCUCCUCCGAUGUGCACUUGCAGCAGCGGAUACCGUCGUGAUGGGUUCCAGUGCAGGGCGGGAGCGGGGAUGCCGUGCGACGGGGAGGGGGAAUGCGUGGAGCAGGCCGAGUGCAGCGAAGAGGAAGGAGGGAUCUGCGCCUGCGUCGAUGGGUACCGCCCUGUCCGAUUCCGAUGC
Molecule: messenger RNA, 1410 nt
Organism: Darwinula stevensoni
Lineage: Eukaryota; Metazoa; Arthropoda; Ostracoda; Podocopida; Darwinulidae
Source: the annotation of a GenBank genome assembly